Messenger RNA from Symbiodinium pilosum, 243 nucleotides. NCBI's taxonomy places the organism in Eukaryota, Dinophyceae, Suessiales, Symbiodiniaceae. The record is from the annotation of a GenBank genome assembly.
GAUCGAGCCCAUGGUCCUCCGCAUCGCCCGCCUUGCCCGGCUCUUGCGGCUCAUCCGCCUUGUUCGUGCUAUCCAGGGCUUCGAUGCGCUUUACAUCUUGACGACAUCUCUGAAGGGCAGCCUGACUGUCGUCUUCUGGUCAUUCAUUCUGAUCUUCGUUGUUCAGAUGGCCAUUGGCUUCAUUCUGAACCAGUAUCUGCUUGGGCAUAUGGAGAAUGAGGAGUUGGACAUGGCAGUGCGGCA